UCCACAUUCCUUCGCAUCUUCCGCUCUGCCGGCCGGCCGGUCGGCGCGGGUCCCCAUGGCUGUUGCCGCCGAGGGCACGAGCAGGCGGAGGAUCCUCGACUACCUCAACGACGGCGAGGAGUUCGGGGUCGCGGGGCCGCCCUCCUCCGCCGCCGCCACGCCCAGGCCCAGGUCGCUCAUGCCCAGGUUCCGCUGGGCGCGGCUCGCCAGGCUCGGCGGCAAAGCGCGGCCGCCGAAGCCGGUGCUCGAGGAGGAGAUCGUCGCCGCGGACGACGAGGGCCAGCUCAGGGACGCCUCGGGCGCCUCUGCCUCAUCAGCACCAUGCGCGGCGCCGCCCGGCGACGGCGAGACGACGAGGCCGUCGGACCUGAGCGUGGGGCUGAGCCUGGUGUUCCUGCUGGCCAAGACGUCCGACGAGUUCAACAAGAUGGCCAGGGUGCGGGCCGAGAUGGAGGCGCUCAUCAGGGACUUCAAAGGCCAGCAGGCCAUGGAGACGACGGCCAACACCGGCGCCGACGACGAACCCCGCAACCCCGAGUCCGCCGCGUCGAGCUGCCUCACGGACGGGAACGAGCCGCAGGCCGCGACCGCGCGCUGCGAGGACCAUCGGCACCAGGUCGCCUCCUCCUCCGGCGCGGAGAUGGAGGCGGCGAGCCGCAGGAGGAUGGACGUGCUGGAGGAGGAGUUCCACGCGGAGCUCCAGCGCGUUCGCGCCGGCUACGGCCCGGACACGCCGCCGUUUUCGACGGGGGAGGAGCGCGACGAGGGCGGAGCAGAGCCGUCGGACGACGACGACGACAUUGCCGACUGCCGACAGGGAUUCGAGAGCGACCUCGGCGACGACGACGAUCAACAUCACCACGUUUACGACGAGGAGGAGGAGGACGAGGACGACGACGACGACCCUGAUCGGUACCACGGCGUGUCGGCCGUGGAGCUGGAGAGGAGGCUGCACGAGCUGCUCCACCAGAGGAACCAGGAGCGGAUCGAGGAGCUGGAGGCGGCGCUGCGGCGCGCCGAGAAGCGGCUCUUCGACAAGGAGAUGGAGGCGUCCCUCUGGAAGGACACCGCCAAAAUGGCCUUCCGCCACGACCACCACGACGACCACGACGACGACGACUCGCCGUAAACUCAUGAGGAAUUUCGUGCGGUCCUUUUUGUCGCCAUUAUCAUCGAUCGGCCGUGCAUUACAUGAUUACGGAUGAAGCCAUUAGCCAUGAGGCUGGUCAUAGUGGGAGUAACAUAGGUAGUAACAUAGAUGCCACAUAAGCAAAAAUGGUGAUGUGGCAAGUAGUUAAUGAGGAGAGAGGCAAAUAGAGUAACAUAAUAUGUUACCAUCACAUAGCGGUUUCCAAUGCAUAAUGAGUCUACAAAGUAAUAAAUGAAGGCAACUAUGUUACCACACCUAUGACACUACCCACUAUGAAGGUAGUAACAUAGACUAGUAACAUAUGUAUGUUACUAGUCUAAGUUACUCCCCACUAUGACCAGCCUGAAUGGAGGCGAAUUUUGGGACCUUUAAUGCGUGAAGAAGCAGGCAAUCGAUCGGUGGUGGCGUCGGAUGGAUGGUGGACUGUAGGACGGGCCUUGUGUACAGUAUGUCACUACUGUUAGCAACUUAUAGCUGGAGCUGUUCAUACCGCCAGGGUUUAGACUCUUGGCACUGUAGGUUAUUACAUGGGCAUGGCUGGGAAUAGGAUGGAACAGGGUAGGAUAUGCUCAGCUAGAAGCCUCACUGAUUUUGUGAUCCAUGUAAUGCAAUCGAGUUCGGUGUCUGUUCGUGCAUAUCACUCGUGUGCAGUUUCAGAAUCAGGACAGCAGUUUCACAGCCUGCUCUCAGUAAGAAAUUGUAGAUGUUUUUACAGAUAUAUAAUCAUUGUUAAGGACU
Molecule: messenger RNA, 1888 nt
Organism: Triticum aestivum (bread wheat)
Lineage: Eukaryota; Viridiplantae; Streptophyta; Magnoliopsida; Poales; Poaceae
Product: protein POLAR proteinALIZATION DURING ASYMMETRIC DIVISION AND REDISTRIBUTION
Exons: 3
Coding region: 56-1129 (357 amino acids)
Biological process (GO): asymmetric cell division
Source: RefSeq, a predicted model, not a curated record